AUAAUAAUUUAUUUCUAAAUUUAUGUAUCUAAAUUGAUGUAUAGGAAGUCUACAGUUUGCAUGUAUCAUGACAUUGUAAGUGCAAAAAAAUUCGUAUCUUUAUAGAAAGAUAAAAAAAUAUAAACAUGAGAAGAGAGCUCUACGUGGACAACAGAAAUAACAGUUACUUUUAUAGCAUUAACUUCCGAUUGUGUGUGAUUUUGCUGAUUUCAUCAGCGUAUUUUAUACAUGCUGAUUCUGCAUAUUUGAGAAAUAUUUUGACAUAAGAGUGCGGUAUCAAUUUAUAUUUGAUUGUGACUCUUUAAUUAAAAUAUCCAAAAAUAUUGAAAGUAUAAAGUGAAAAAAAUUCGGAAAUCGAAAGCGAUAUAAUGUAAUUCGGGUCGAGUUAUUUUUAAUAUAAAGAAACCAAGAAGAUUAAAAUGGAUAUACGUGAGAAUAUUAAAAAGGUAACAUCACUUGAUUACAUAGAUGAUAAUGCUGAAUUCUUUCGACUGUCAGGUUUAAGUCAAGCUGCAAAAGAUCGAAUGAUGAAUGAUAGAAAAGUGAAAACACCAAAAAAUAUACAUUUAUUGGAGGACUCUGAUGAUGAUAAAAACUAUGUUGAUGAUAAUUUUAUAAACAAUAAAGUUAAACCUACUUUUGAUAAACAUGCCAUUUCUGCUGCUAUUAAAGAGGUAAAUGGUGGUCGUGAUCUUUCAAAUAAAUAUUGGGAAAAAUAUUAUAUGAGACAGAUAGAGAAUAUAAUUAAUUCUGAGAAAAACAUAUCUGAGGAGACUUCUGAUCAUAACAAUAUAACAGUAUGUUCUGGAAAUCAAUCUGAAGACUUAGAUGAUAUAUAUAUUAAACAAAAACAUAAAUUAUCUAAAAAUGCUGCAAUAAUGAGUCUUCUAAAGAAAAAGCAAAUUUCUUUAGAAGAUAUAAUUAAUCCAUGCAAUAAAAUUUCUAUAGGGAAAGAAGAUAAAUUGGAAGUUUUACAUGAAAUGGUUAAUGGAAAUAUAAUGGGCAAUAAUGAAUAUAAUAAUGAUGGUCAAGUGAAAUUGGUUCCUCUUUAUGAGGAUCCUGAUGUUUUUGUUCACCCUUUACAAAUGGGAAUAGAUGAAAAAAAGCACAAAGAUGUAGAUUUUAACAUAUCCCGAAUUGGUAAGAAGAAAAAAAUAACACCGCAAGAACAUUUUCUUGAGGCAACUACUGAUGAUGAUUUUAAUUUUGUUAAAAAGGAAAAGAAUACAUAAUAUAUUGUGUUUAUUAUAAAACUUAAACAUAUAUAAAAUAAUGACAAUAGUCAUCUUCCUUUCAUCCAAUGAUUUAAUGUGUGAUUUGGACUGAUAAUAAACUAGGAUAUGUACAUU
This is a messenger RNA of Camponotus floridanus (Florida carpenter ant), 1349 nucleotides long. RefSeq lists its product as uncharacterized. Lineage: Eukaryota; Metazoa; Arthropoda; Insecta; Hymenoptera; Formicidae. The transcript is spliced from 5 exons. The record is from RefSeq and is a predicted model, not a curated record. Bases 420 to 1232 code for a protein of 270 amino acids.